GACUAGAAGUUUCAGCACUGCUCUUAUUACACUCUUACUCUACCCUGAUUGACCACUACUCUCACCUGGACCACAAACACAGAGGGUCAACUGAUGGAAAGACAGCCAAGUCACUUAGAGAGGGACGCACUUUGAAAAUGACUGCAGAUUUAAAGAAAAACUAACUAAAAGGGGAAACUGCAAUUCUUUGUCUCACCAAGGACUUCAGGACAAGCAAGCAGAACAAAGCAUACUGGGAACCUCUGAUGGACUAUUGUGAGAUUCUGUGAAGGACAGCUAUAGCACACAACUCUGGAGAAGAGAAUGAUGCUAUAAGUGCAUCUUAACCACUCAUCCGUCGCAAUGCCAAGCUCUGUUUAUCUCUGCCUGUCGAGGGCAGUUUUCCUGGUGUGUUUUGUUAACCCUUUAAUAAUGCAAGGACUAAGUGAAGAUGUAAAUGAGAUCCAGGAUCAUCAUCAUCAUCAACAGAAAGAGAAUCUCACUGGACUCCCAAUUGUUACAUUUAGAUGGCAUCAUGUUCAGACCCCGUACCUGGUGAUAAUUUGGGUUUUUGUGGCUGGACUGGCAAAACUAUCAGUGGUUGAACUAAGCCAUCAUGUCACCAGCGUGUUCCCAGAGAGUGGGCUGCUCAUCAUGCUGGGCUUUGUUUUGGGAGGAAUCGUCUGGGGAGCAGACAUGGCACAGACUUUUAAACUGAUUCCUCCCACUUUUUUCUACUACUUGUUGCCCCAGAUUAUCUUGGAUGCAAGUUACUUUAUGCCCAACAAGCUAUUUUUCAGCAACCUGGGUGCCAUUCUCAUUUAUGCCAUCUUCGGGACGUGCUGGAACGCAGCUACAGUGGGCCUCUCGCUUUGGGGCUGCUAUGAGGCUGGAGUGAUGGGUGACUUGGACAUCGGUCUCCUGCAGUUUCUAUUGUUUGGCAGUUUAAUCGCCGCGGUGGAUCCAGUGGCCGUGAUCGCUGUGUUUGAAGAAGUGCAUGUGAACGAGGUGCUCUUUAUCCUGGUGUUUGGAGAGUCCCUGCUCAAUGAUGGUGUCACAGUGGUGCUUUACAAUGUAUUUGACGCUUUUGUUUCUCUUGGUGGCCCAAGGAUUGACGCCGCAGAGAUUUUUAAGGGCAUAUUUUCAUUUGUUGUGGUGGCAUUUGGAGGCUCGUUUCUUGGCAUUGUGUUUGCCAUCCUGCUCUCGCUGCUGACUAGGUGCACCAAACACAUUCAGAUCAUCGAAGCCGGCUUUAUCUUUGUGGUGGGAUACCUGUCUUACCUGACAGCAGAAAUGCUCUCCCUCUCUGCAAUACUUUCAAUCACUUUCUGCGGUAUAUGCUGUCAGAAAUAUGUGAACGCCAACAUGGAUGAGAAAUCGGUCACAACGGUCCGUCAUGCCAUGAAGCUGCUAGCAAACGGCUCAGAAACCAUGAUCUUUUUAUUCUUGGGUAUUACAGCCAUUGAUACGGAGAUCUGGGUUUGGAACACGGGUUUCAUCCUCCUCACCCUCCUCUUCGUCUUUAUAUACAGGAUCAUAGGUACUUUCUUGUUCACCUGGAUGUUGAACAAGUUCAGAUUGGUUCCCAUCGAGGUCAUUGACCAGGUUGUAAUGAGCUACGGUGGCCUGCGGGGGGCAGUGGCGUAUGGAUUAGCAGCCAUGUUAGACGAAGACAAGAUCCCAGAGAAGAAUCUGAUGAUUAGUACCACGCUCAUUGUGGUGUAUUUCACUGUCAUUCUUCAGGGAAUCACAAUGAAGCCAUUGGUUCAGUGGCUCAAAGUCAAAAGAGCAGCUCAUUCAGACUUAAAACUUAUUGAGAAACUAAACAAUAGGGCAUUUGACCACAUUCUAGCAGCAGUGGAGGACAUUUGUGGACGUAUAGGAGAUAACUGGUGGACCAGAGGCUGGAACAGGUUUGAGGAAAAUUAUAUCAGCUGGUUAUUGAUGAAAUCUAAGGCCAGAAAGAACAGAGACUACCUCUUUAAUAUCUUCCAUAAACUCAAUCUAGAGGACGCUAUUAACUACGUCAGUGAGGGUGAACGGCAAGGUUCUCUGGCCUUCAGUCGCAGUGAUGAAGCAGCCAACGUAGAUUUCAAGAAACAAUUUGGUUCAGAAUUUGCAGAUGUGAUGCCUAAUAUAAUGGUUGAUGUGUCCAAUUACGAGCUUGGAAUUGAACAUUUUUCAGUAACCUCCAUUGUAAAAGACACCAUUCCCUCUGUAUCCCUGGACAUCCAUGGGCAAGACAGGAAGAAUGCGAUGGAUGACAUCAAUGCCCAUCAUCUUCUACAGCAGCACCUGUACAGGAGCAGAAAAAAUCACCGUCACAAAUACAGUCGCAGUCACUUCAGCAUCAACCAGAAUGAGGACGAGGUGCAGGAGAUCUUUCAGAGGACCAUGAGGAGCCGCCUCGAGUCCUUCAAAUCAGCUAAGAUGGGUGUCAAUCCUGCCAAAAAGAUCACAAAGCACCACAAAAAGGAGCUAAUGCAUAAGAUGUCUAACGGACACACAGACAGCACAGGUCACCUAUACGAAGAUGAAGUUGACAGAGCUGUGGGGAGGGAGGCUGGUGCGAUCAACAGUACUUUCAUGAGAGAUAUGUAUACAAUGGGAGCUGGCAUAGAGAAUCCAGUCUUCUUGCCAGAUAUGGACAGUCCAGCUCACAGCCCACCUUGGCUGAUGGAGACGGAGGCUGUCGCACCUUCCCAGAGGGCCCAGCGGCGCCUGCCCUGGACACCCAACAGACUCCGGCGUCUUGCACCCAUGAGGAUCAGCACCUGCUCCACAGACUCCUUCCUCAUGGCUGAUGUUUCUUUAACUCUGGAGGAACAUGAUGAACAGCCCCAAACAGAUAGUGAAGAAAUGCGACCAGUCUUUGACUAGGACAAUAAUGCAGCGUGUCACAAAAGCACAUCUGCAGUCAUAGAAGUGUCUGUCUACAGAUUUGAGUCCAAAACAAACAAAAACAAGGUGGAACUGGAGAAUAGCUUCAGGUAAUCCCACUGAAACUGCCAAAUGCCAAUGAAAUCACAUGGACCAAACUCUCAUUGAUGUUCACGUGGAUGAAUCCAUUAAGAGCAACAUGUGCUAUUGAGGGCAUACAGCAGUAGAAAAAGAAAAGCAAAUCCUUUCAAGAGUUUCCUAAUGAUCCACUUGCCUUGUGUAUGAUUUUUUCAAUUUAAACACCUUGUGAAAUAGUUUGUUUCCUAUAUGUGAAAAGUGACGUGAUAUUCAGCCAAGUAUGGUGACCCAUACUCAGAAUUUGUGCUCUGCAUUUAACCCAUCAUAAGUGCACACACACAGCAGUAAACACACACACUGUGAACACGCAGUGGGCAGCCUUUUAUAAUGCGGCACCCAGGUAAAAAAAGUGCUGUCAUAUUUCCCAUUUAAAAAGGAAGCUUAGCUUUUAAAAUAGCCAAUAACCUUCCGUUUACAUCACAGCCAUGAACAUUCUGGCACAUUUGCCCCUCAAAAUUCUUACUUUUUUUCUUAUAAAUUGAGUUUACAUUUCACAAUUCUGAAAUAUAAACUAAACUGUGUGAGAGAGAGAAAAAAAAACUGAAUUGUGUGGUAAAGAGCCACAAUUACCUUUGAAUUUUGUUAUUUUUAUUAUUAUUCUGUAGUGGAAACAGCUUCCAAUGUAAUGUGGCGGGGGCAAAACCAUUUUUUCACCUUUCACAAGGUCGAGUUUGUAGUUGAAUUUUGUAAUGGCACUUUACCACAGUGAUGUCACCUCUACAAGGCACACUUUCCCUGCUUUGCAAUACAGAACUAAAUUAAUAA
Molecule: messenger RNA, 3762 nt
Organism: Carassius auratus (goldfish)
Lineage: Eukaryota; Metazoa; Chordata; Actinopteri; Cypriniformes; Cyprinidae
Product: sodium/hydrogen exchanger 3-like
Exons: 17
Coding region: 343-2859 (838 amino acids)
Biological process (GO): regulation of intracellular pH; sodium ion import across plasma membrane; proton transmembrane transport
Cellular component (GO): plasma membrane; apical plasma membrane; brush border membrane
Molecular function (GO): potassium:proton antiporter activity; sodium:proton antiporter activity
Source: RefSeq, a predicted model, not a curated record